UUGACGUUAAAGAUCUGCGGUCUGCUGGUCCCGGACCGGCCAGGAAGGCAUCCAUCUGGUGUGUGUAUCUCUGUGGGAAGUGCCAUCCACGGACUGUGUUGCCUUCUGUUCCUGUAAGAAAGGAAGCAGAGAGCCGAGUGGAGCAGCAGCAGCAGCAGCAGCAGCAGCAGCCCCAUAGAGGAGAGCCAUAACCAUGUCUUCCAGCUCAGCAAUGGUGCGGAUCCUGAUAAAGGGCGGCAAGGUGGUGAACGACGACUGCACCCAGGAGGCCGACGUCUACAUCGAGAAUGGAAUCAUCCAGCAGGUGGGGAAGGAGCUGAUGAUCCCAGGUGGAGCCAAAGUGAUCGACGCCUCGGGAAAACUAGUGCUCCCCGGGGGUAUUGACACCAGCGUCCACCUGGAGGAGAGCUUCAUGAAUGCCACCACGGCAGAUGACUUCUACAGCGGCACCAAGGCUGCUCUAGCUGGCGGUACAACCAUGGUGAUUGCACACAUUCUGCCAGAGAAGAAUGAGUCUUUGCUGGAAGCCUACGAGACGUGCCGCAGCUCGGCAGACCCCAAAGCCUGCUGUGACUACGCUCUGCACGUGGGUGUUACUUGGUGGGGACCCAAGGUGCGAGCUGAGAUGGAGAAGCUGGUGAGGGAGCACGGAGUGAAUUCCUUUCAGAUGUUCAUGGCCUAUAAGGACAUGUUCAUGCUGAGGGACAGUGAGCUCUUCCAGGCUCUGCAGCACUGUAAGGACAUCGGAGCUAUAGCACGAGUCCAUGCUGAAAAUGGGGAACUGGUGGCAGAGGGUGCGAAAGAAGCAUUGGACCUGGGCAUUAGUGGCCCAGAGGGGAUUGAAAUCAGCAGGCCUGAAGAGUUGGAAGCAGAGGCGACUCACCGGGCAAUCACCAUCGCCAACAGGGCCCACUGCCCGAUCUAUCUCGUCAAUGUGUCUAGUAUGCCCGCAGGAGAUGUAGUGGCUGCAGCCAAGAUGCAGGGUAAGGUGGUCCACGGUGAAACAACCACGGCCCACGCAGUGCUUAACGGUAUGCAGUACUAUCAUCAGGACUGGGCCCAUGCUGCUGCCCAUGUUACCGUGCCCCCUCUCCGCCUGGACCCCAACACUCCCAGUUUCCUAAUGAGCCUGCUGGGAAAUGACACUCUGAAUGUUGUGGCGUCCGACCACCGACCAUUCACCAUCAAACAGAGAGCCAUGGGCAAGGAUGAUUUCACAAAGAUCCCUCACGGGCUUCCUGGUAUUCAGGAUCGUAUGAGCGUCAUCUGGGAGAAAGGAGUGAUUGGGGGAAAGAUGGAUGAGAAUCGCUUUGUUGCGGUCACGAGCUCAAACGCAGCCAAGAUCUACAACCUCUACCCGAGGAAAGGAAGGAUCAUCCCAGGAGCAGAUGCUGAUGUGGUGGUUUGGGACCCCGAGGGAUCCAAGACCAUUUCUGUGGAUAACCAGUUCCAGGGAGGAGAUGUAAACCUGUAUGAAGGUCUCCGCUGUCAUGGUGUACCCCUGGUCACCAUCAGCCGUGGCCGUCUGGUCUAUGAAAAUGGCAUGUUCACGUGUGCUGAGGGCUCUGGAAAGUUUUGCCCCCUGAGGACCUUUCCAGAUUACCUCUACAAGAAGAUGGUUCAGAGGGAAAAGUGCCAGGCUGUGAAAGCUGUUGAGCGGGAGCCCUACACAGGGGAUGUUGUCCCGGUACUCAACUCAGGAAAGAGGGACUUCGGGGUUUCAGAUCUGGACACUCCGACACGUCCCUGCACCCGGCACGGGGGCGUGAGGGACCUCCAAGAGUCCAGUUUCAGCCUGUCUGGUGCCCAGAUCGAUGAUAAGAUUCCAAAGAGAUCUUCAGCCAGGAUCCUCGCUCCUCCUGGAGGGAGAUCCAGCGGGAUCUGGUAACCAAUCAGACGGCCAUUAUGUGAAGCGGAAGAAUGACACCAGGGAAACAUAUAGCCAAGCAAGAUGACUUGUUUUUCUUUCUGGGAACUUAGAAUAUGUAUGGGCUAAUGGAGUCUUGUUUUUAUUUUGAACUCGGCACAGUUACAUAGGACCGUAAAACGUUAAACUGUAUUACAUUUUCCGUUAUAAAAUUGGAAUAUGGAUCAAGGAAAACUACUGCUAAGUGUUUAUAGCUACCAAACUUCUGUCACACGUUAACCAAACA
Molecule: messenger RNA, 2153 nt
Organism: Etheostoma cragini (Arkansas darter)
Lineage: Eukaryota; Metazoa; Chordata; Actinopteri; Perciformes; Percidae
Gene: dpysl5a
Product: dihydropyrimidinase like 5a
Exons: 13
Coding region: 194-1888 (564 amino acids)
Cellular component (GO): cytosol; cytoplasm
Molecular function (GO): hydrolase activity, acting on carbon-nitrogen (but not peptide) bonds, in cyclic amides
Source: RefSeq, a predicted model, not a curated record